GUAAAAGGAGAAUGAAAAGGAACAUGUAUAUACAAAGCCUACGCAAUCUUUUGAGAAGCUAAACAUUAACAUACGCUAAUCUAAACCGUUCAAUGUCAAGUGUUUGUGACAGAUAUGUUACUUUAAUAUGUUUUUUAUUUCUUUUUAUUCAGCGCCUUUAGCUAAUAAAUUCUCAUACUUCCUGCGGACAUAAUGGCAGUCAAAAAAUUAUCAACCAUGGCCCACAUAGACUCUUCUUUUCUACUAAACGUCCAAUAUAAAAGCCAGCAUAAAUUCUAAAAAAUAUUCAGUUAGGACGUUAGAGUCGUAGCUAUUUAUCUUAGUAUCCACAUUGCAAAAUGUUUGCUUGGUAUGUUUGUUAUUUAUUCGCUGGAUUCUCUAUCGGAAUAAUUUAUCCCACAAGUUGGGCAUUCGUCUGGCGACGUGAUGCAUCCAAUACUUUGGAUUCUGACGAGCCAUUUAUAAAUCUAUCUCAUCUCGAGCAAACCAUGUACGGAACUCCAAGCAAUCUGACCGGUAGCAAAGUCGCCGAGUGGCAGGAAGAAGCUGGAGUUAAUCCAGAAGAACUUGGUGAGUAUGCCGAAGGUGAUAUACUUUUUCCUAUGUCUGUUUCUGGGAGAAGUGGACUUGCUAGCAGCGCAUCACGUUGGCCUGAUGCUACUAUUCCUUAUAUGCUCAGUCCCUGGUUCAAACCAAACCAAAAACAACUUAUCAUGGAAGCCAUGGAAGAUUUUCACAGGUAUACGUGUGUAAGGUUUGUACCCCACAAUGGGGAUAGAGAUGACUAUAUACGAAUAACUGCGGGCAAUACUGGCUGCUGGUCAAGUGUAGGUAGAAUUGGAGGCCGUCAGGAUGUUAAUUUACAAGUACCGGGUUGUGUUAUGAAAAAGGGAACUGUUAUUCAUGAAUUGAUGCACGCUGUGGGUUUUAUUCACGAGCAAAGCCGAUAUGAUCGUGACGAUUUUGUUGAUAUUCAGUGGCAAAAUAUCAAACCAGGGAAUCACAUUAAUUUUCAAAAAGCAUCAAAAGGAACAACAAAUCCAUUUGGUGUUGGCUAUGAUUAUGGUAGCGUUAUGCAUUACUCCAAAGCCGCAUUUUCCUUAAAUGGACAACCUACUGUAAUUCCUAAAGAAACUAACAGUGGAAUAUUUGGUGGAUUAGAUGAAAUAUUUUUCAACUCAAAGCCAUCUUUGGGUCAGCGCGAAGGCUUUAGUAAAAAGGACAUUAAAAAAAUUCGUAAUAUGUAUCAGUGCGAUGGUAAAAAAACUCGCAAUGCACGCUCACGGUAUCCUCUCCCUUAUCAAAUAAAUUUAUUUGAUUUGUUCUGGUAAACUUUUUUUUUUAAUUAAGUUAAUUAUAUAUUUUAUCCUAAUGCACAUCCUUAUGCAUCAUCGAGUGUAAUGAGUGUCUAUGAUCGACCGUUACAUCCUAAAAUAGAUAAUUAAUCAAUUAUUAUGCCAAAGUCAUUAAUUAUAGUAAUAUUAAUAAU
Molecule: messenger RNA, 1489 nt
Organism: Microplitis demolitor
Lineage: Eukaryota; Metazoa; Arthropoda; Insecta; Hymenoptera; Braconidae
Product: zinc metalloproteinase nas-4
Exons: 4
Coding region: 339-1331 (330 amino acids)
Biological process (GO): proteolysis
Molecular function (GO): zinc ion binding; metalloendopeptidase activity
Source: RefSeq, a predicted model, not a curated record